AAGUUACUAGCUCUCGUGUGUGAAUGCAAAAGACUCUGGCUCUUCAUAAACAUCAAUGUGGAGACCGUGAAAGGUCAAUCAUUCCUAUCUUGUCGACAAAGAAAAAUUGAGAGAUCAAUGUUCGCUGGCGAGAACGCCCGAGCGGCUCGCCUGGCCAUGGUGGCGCCGCCGCAGCCGCAGAUGUUGAACCCGGCGACAUCGUCGGUGAUUUCCGGCGAGAUAUCGCCGACGACGGCAGGGAGAGAGGAGAGGGUUCCGGCACAGCCGCAGUGGAGCCAGCAGGAGACGAGAGAGUUCAUAGCCAUACGCGCGGAGCUUGAGAGGGACUUCACUGCAUCGAAGCGGAACAAGACGCUUUGGGAGGUUGUGAGCUCCAAGAUGAGGGAGAGAGGCUUCAGGAGGAGCCCCGAACAGUGCAAAUGCAAGUGGAAGAACCUCGUUAAUCGCUAUAAGGGAAAAGAGACAUCUGAUCCAGAGCAUAGUAGGCAAUGUCCAUUUUUCGAAGAAUUGCAUGCAGUAUUUACUGAAAGAGCACGUAAUAUGCAACGACUGCUUCUUGAAUCUGAGGCUCGUUCAGCUCAAACAAAGAAAGGGGUGAAAAGGUCAAGUGGAGAACGGUCCUCGGAAGAGUACUCUGAAGAUGACGAGGAGGUAGAAGAUGACAGUGAAGAGGAGAAGCCUUCUAGAAGCAAUGCUCGUAAAAGGAAAGUUGACAAAACUGAUAAGUCUUCAAAGGCAAACAAUCCAUCAAAUACUUUCAGUAAUACUGCUAGUAGUAUUCAGGAAAUGCUCAAUGAAUUUUUCCAGCAGCAGCUAAGGAUGGAGAUGCAAUGGAGGGAAAUGAUGGAUAGGCGUGCCCAAGAAAGACAGCUUUUUGAGCAGGAAUGGAGGCACACAAUGGAGAAACUUGAAAGGGAGAGAUUAAUGAUUGAACAGACAUGGAGGGAGCGGGAAGAACAGAGGAGAAUGAGGGAAGAGAGCCGGGCAGAGAGGAGGGAUGCUUUGUUGACAACUCUUUUGAACAAACUCAUACAUGAAUCUAACUAAAUGUGGUAACUGACUUGAACAGUUAGUUUCAGUUAAUUAUUUGAUGCUUUCAUUAAUUAUAUGUUUAGCCAAGGUUAAGCCAACUUUGAUAGUGGCUUUUGGUUACAAUAGAGAAUCUUGGAAAGGAAAAAUUGAAUGGGUAUAGCGGAUAUAUUGAAUAUUAUAGGAGUAUAUGAACUGAAAAUUGAUACAAACAGAUUGUGUAUGGACUAUGGACAGUUGCUGUAACUAAGUCAAGGUGUGGAUUAUAGCUGUUUGUAUGAUUUUUGGUA
Messenger RNA from Arachis stenosperma, 1319 nucleotides. RefSeq names its product trihelix transcription factor GT-3b-like. NCBI's taxonomy places the organism in Eukaryota, Viridiplantae, Streptophyta, Magnoliopsida, Fabales, Fabaceae. The record is from RefSeq and is a predicted model, not a curated record. The transcript has 3 exons. Bases 118 to 1047 code for a protein of 309 amino acids.